AUGGAGAGUUCUACUGCUUUUUCACUUUGCAUCAUUCUGCAUGAUGCAGUAAAGGAGUUGAAAAUUUUGGCAAAUGUCGUUGACGUUAUGCGAAAAAAAAAAUGGACUAAAAAUUUAAACUACUCAGAAGCCGAAGAAUUUAUUCUUAAACAAAUGAAUAAGAUACUAAAGAAAUACUCAUUUAAAUACAGUGCAAGUUUACAGAAUAUGCAUGUGGAUAUGCUCAAAGAACUACAGAAAUGUUCUAAAAUUACAGACUGUCCAACGACUGCAUCAGUCAUUGAAGACUCAUUUUUCUCUGAAAAAUAUACGGAAAAAUUACUGAAGGAAAUAUUUUGCUUAACUGAUAUUCUUGAGAAGUUAGCAGAAGAAAUUCAAAAUACGGGAUCAUGUGAUACAUUGCAACAAUCAGUUGAUAAAGAAGAAUCAGAAUUUAGAGAGAUAGAACGUGUCUUAGAAAGAGAACGAAAAGCCCGUGAGAAAAUCAAGGAAGUUAGACAAAAAAUUCACGAAAGAACAGAGGAAGGCAUACAAAUUAUGGAACAAGGCAAAGAAACCGUCGCAUGUUUAAAAGAUCAAGUUCAAGAGAUGAAAGCCAAAAUAAUUAUGGAAGAAAAAUACAUUACUCGUUAUUCGGAAAUCAAAUUAGAAGAAUUCCAAAGUUUUUGUGAUAAAAAAGAAAAUGAAAUCAAACAUCAGAUGGAUUUUGUUCAAUCAAAUCGUGACAAAGAAGACCGAGUUCAUGCAGAGAUUACAUCUUACUUAAAUGAUCGUAUAUCUUACCUAAAAAAGCAUGGAGAAUACUGGAAAGAAAAGUCUGAUAAAGAUAUUUCACAGUUGAAACAAGAGUUAAAUGAACUUAAAGAUAUGAAGGAGGAAAAUCUCAAUAAACUUCAUGAAUUAUUUUCAUUGUAUAAAGAAUAUGAAGCAGUGGUUCUGUCUGAUCGAAUUGAAAAAGAGAAAGCUCGUCAAAAAGAAGAACAAAUAGAGUUGGAACUGCUUGCAGCUUGCAAAAUUCAGAAUUGGUGGCGUACCAUUUGUGUUCAACGUAGUCUCGGUCCUUAUGAGAAAAAGAAGAAAAAAAGAAAAGGAAAAAAGGCAAAAAAAGGAAAAGGAAAAUAG
Schistosoma turkestanicum is the source of this 1122-nucleotide messenger RNA. Lineage: Eukaryota; Metazoa; Platyhelminthes; Trematoda; Strigeidida; Schistosomatidae. The record is from the annotation of a GenBank genome assembly.